Molecule: messenger RNA, 1512 nt
Organism: Vollenhovia emeryi
Lineage: Eukaryota; Metazoa; Arthropoda; Insecta; Hymenoptera; Formicidae
Exons: 1
Coding region: 1-1512 (503 amino acids)
Source: RefSeq, a predicted model, not a curated record
AUGGAGCCGGUGAGCAGCGCUAACGCACGAGCGACUUCGGAGACACCAGGUACCUCCGGGGUUACAACGGGUGACCUAGCAGUUCACCAUACGCGAGAAGAGGUUCAGCGAAGUUGCGUUCUUAUGUCGACCGCGAUUGUAGAUGUUGCGGGACAUGGGUACAAUUGUCAAUUGCGUGCGUUAUUAGAUAGUGCCAGCGAGGUCAAUUUUAUAACGUUAUCUAGUUGCAAAAAACUUGGGUUGAAAUUGGACAGUGUUUGCCAAUCGAUUAGCGGAUUAAGCAAUAUGACUUGCACAGUUGAACAUAGUUGCCAACUAAAGUUAAAAUCACGAACCUCAGACUUCGAGUUGGAUUUGCAUUGUUUGGUAAUUCAGAAAAUUACCAAGAAAUUGCCAUCAGUUUUCAUUAAUUCCUCGCAGUUGCAUAUUCCGGAAAAUAUUAAGUUGGCGGAUCCAUUUUUUUACAAUCCGGGUAAUAUCGACAUUCUCAUAGGCGGAGAAUUUUUCUUUAAAUUAUUGACAAUGGAAAGAAUCGAAUUAAACAAUAAUUUGCCAACGUUACAAAACAGUAAGUUAGGUUGGAUAAUCUCAGGACCGAUACCUGAUUAUUUAAUAACAAAUAAAUCGAGCAAUUACUUGUCUUCAAAUCUCUCAUGUUUGUUCAUUCGAGAAUCAAUUAACGAAACUCUUUUAAAAUUCUGGGAGUUAGAAGAAUAUCCAGCAGAGAAAUCGGUUAAAUUGUCCGUAGAAGAGCAACGAUGCGAAGAACACUUUAUAAACACGAUGAGUCGUGAUGUGUCGGGACGGUUUGUUGUCAGACUACCUUUCCGUGACAAUAAGAAUCAGUUAGGCGAUUCGAGAGAGAUAGCUUUACGAAGACUGAGUUAUUUAGAACGAAAAUUCAAAAUUAAUCAAGAAUUUUAUAAUCAAUAUUCGAGUUUUAUGCGAGAGUACAUCAAAUUAAAUCAUAUGUCGAUCGUGAACAGCGAAUCUACCAUAAUGAAUCCUACUUAUCUACCGCAUCACGGCGUAUUGCACGAAUUUAGUCUUACAACGAAGUUACGCGUAGUGUUCGAUGGGUCGGUCAGAACUACGGCGGGAAUCUCACUAAACGAUACUUUAAUGAUCGGAGCGCGAUUACAAGAUAAUUUAAUUGAUAUCAUGUUACGAUUUAGAUUGCAUGCCAUUGCAAUCACAGCCGAUUUGAAAAAAAUGUAUAGACAAAUUUUGGUUCACGAAGCCGAUAAAGAUUAUCAAAGGAUUCUGUGGCGGUCGUCGGUGGGCGAACCUAUACGAGAAUUUCGAUUAAACACCGUGACAUACGGAUUAUCGUGUGCUCCGUUUUUGGCCGUGCGUUGCGUGAGACAUGUGGCAAAUAACGCGGACGAUCGAUUGAUGCAAGCGUCUCAAGUCUUACUCAAUGAUUUAUACGUGGAUGAUAUAUUAACCGGUGUUAGUUCAAUUGACGAGGCAACCGAUUUGAUUAAGCAAUUAAAGGAAUUGUUUAAAUGA